AUGCACUUCUCCUCCAUCCUCGCCGGCUUCGCCGCCCUCUCAGUAUCCUCAGCAACACCCGUACCAGGCAGCUUCCUCCCCUUCGGCAACCUCCCCUCCCAAUCAAGCACAGGCGCAAGCAUCAUCGCCAACCUCGACACCCUCCAAGGCUCCAUCCUCAAGCUCACAACAACCCUCAACGGCCUCGACUACACCACCGGCAACAGCCUCAGCGUCAACAACAUCCUCAAGCUCCCCGCGGUCCUCUUAAACACAAUCGGCCUCAACUCGGCCUCCUCUUCUGCUUUGCUCGAUGCAAAGGCCCUGACCUUGGCCCUCAACUCGACCGACUCGUCCGCCAUCGUCACUAAGCUCACAAACGAGAUCCAGCCUGCGCUCAAGACGGUCACGGACCUGUUGAACAAGGCCAAGACGUCUGGGAUUGUCGCGUCGUUGACCCCGCUUGGUCAGACUGAUUACCUCAAGCUGAUCUCGACGAACCUGGGUGGUCUUGGAACUGCUCUGUCACCUUACAUUGAUACUACUUCGCAGUCUGGUUUGACUGGUGUGACUGCCACCCUCAGCAACCUCUUGAAGGCCACCGUCAACGUCUACACUACUUGA
Messenger RNA from Colletotrichum acutatum, 603 nucleotides. RefSeq lists its product as uncharacterized. Lineage: Eukaryota; Fungi; Ascomycota; Sordariomycetes; Glomerellales; Glomerellaceae. The record is from RefSeq and is a predicted model, not a curated record. The coding region runs from base 1 to 603 and encodes 200 amino acids. The transcript has a single exon.